CAAUUUUCCAAUAUUGUCCGGCAUGGAUCUUACUAAAUUAGGUCAGGCGGUACUUGCCGACAGAAUCAGAAGCUUCGAGACUGACUCGUUUAGAUUCUCCGACGACUAUAAAGGAGAAGCAGAGGGUUUUAGGAUUUUCACGAAUCUCUUCUCUCUUUAGUAGUGUGGCCUUGAAAGAAAGAAUUAAUCUCCGGUUGUGGUUUUCGUGUUUGAAAGCAUAUAUGUCGGCUUUGAAUCGGAUUUCAAGGGAACUCAGGGACCUUCAGAGGGAUCCUCCUGCAAACUGUAGCGCAGGUCCUGUGGCUGAAAAGGACAUGUACCAUUGGCAAGCGACUAUCAUGGGACCCCAUGACAGUCCGUUUUCCGGAGGCGUAUUUUUGGUCAACAUUCAUUUCCCUUCGGAUUACCCUUUCAAGCCACCAAAGGUGUCUUUUAAGACUAAGGUGUACCAUCCAAACAUCAAUAGCAAUGGAAGUAUUUGCCUUGAUAUUUUGAAAGAGCAAUGGAGCCCUGCUCUUACUAUAUCCAAGGUUUUGUUGUCGAUUUGCUCGCUGCUGACUGACCCGAACCCAAAUGAUCCUCUUGUGGCGGAGAUAGCUCAACUGUACAAGGAAAAUAAAUCCAAGUACGAGUCAGUGGCGCAAAGCUGGACACAGAAGUACGCAAUGGGAUGAUAUGAAAAAGCUGGUGUAGACAAGGAAAAGAUGUCUUACUUGGCAAUUGAAGAAAAUUUUUUUUUUUUGGUUAGUUUUAGCAAUGGCUAUGAUGUGAUAAUCGAAAGAUUUUUAGCUGCUCUUUUUUACUUGUUUUCAGUGCUCUGAUCAUAUUUUAGCUGCUCUUUUUUACUUGUUUUCAGUGCUCUGAUCAUAUUCUUAUUUUUGGGGUUUCAUUUUAAAUUUCCAAUCCUCACUUUGGUUGUGCAGGAACCUGCUAUUGCAACAAGCUCGUAAUUUAUUAAUUUCAAAAUGUUAUAAAAAAUUCUUUAGAAUCGUUUGAAA
This is a messenger RNA of Arabidopsis lyrata subsp. lyrata, 998 nucleotides long. Its product is annotated as ubiquitin-conjugating enzyme E2 11. NCBI's taxonomy places the organism in Eukaryota, Viridiplantae, Streptophyta, Magnoliopsida, Brassicales, Brassicaceae. Gene Ontology annotation, molecular function: ubiquitin conjugating enzyme activity. The transcript is spliced from 5 exons. Bases 222 to 674 code for a protein of 150 amino acids. Gene Ontology annotation, cellular component: nucleus. The record is from RefSeq and is a predicted model, not a curated record. Gene Ontology annotation, biological process: protein polyubiquitination.